Messenger RNA from Engraulis encrasicolus (European anchovy), 2430 nucleotides. Its product is annotated as extracellular calcium-sensing receptor. Gene Ontology annotation, cellular component: plasma membrane. The transcript is spliced from 8 exons. NCBI's taxonomy places the organism in Eukaryota, Metazoa, Chordata, Actinopteri, Clupeiformes, Engraulidae. The coding region runs from base 16 to 2430 and encodes 804 amino acids. Gene Ontology annotation, molecular function: G protein-coupled receptor activity. Gene Ontology annotation, biological process: G protein-coupled receptor signaling pathway. The record is from RefSeq and is a predicted model, not a curated record.
CCUUUACACUACAACAUGGAGAUGCCAGACAUAAACUGCACCUACAAACCUGCACCAGUGCAGUGUAAUGGGUUUGACCCUCGUGCCUUCCGCUGGGCCCUAACCAUGAGGCUGGCUGUGGAGGAGAUCAACAGGAGUAAUGACUUGUUACCAAACCACACUCUGGGCUAUAAGAUCUUUGACUCCUGUGCUUACCCGUUAACGGGCCAGCGGGCUGCCCUGGCCAUACUAAAUGGACCCGGUGAGGCCGGCAGUCCGCUCUGCUCGGGCGCUGGUCCCCUGUUAGCUGUUAUAGGAGAGUCCGGUUCUGCUCAGUCCAUAGUAGUGUCCAGGAUUCUCCAACCUUUCAGAAUACCAAUGAUCAGCUAUUUCUCCUCGUGCGCCUGUCUGGGCGACAGGAAGGAGUUCCCCACCUUCUUCCGGGUCAUCCCCAGCGACGACUACCAGGUCAAGGCCAUCGCCCAGCUCCUGCAGCACUUCAACUGGACGUGGGUGGGAGUGGUGCGCGGCGACCACGAGUACGGCCGCUUCGCCCUGCUGGGCCUCCUGAAGGAGCUGGAGGGCACAGGCGUGUGCGUGGCCUACCAGGAGAUGAUCCCCCUCCUGUACAACAGCGAGCGCGCGCUGGAGAUCAUCCGCGUGAUGAACUCCUCCUCCGCCCGGGUGGUGGUGGUCUUCUCGGCCGAGGGCGAGCUCACGCCCUUCCUGAAGGACUACAUGGCGCUCAACGUGACGGGCAUCCAGUGGAUCGCCAGCGAGGCCUGGGUGACCUCCUCCGUCUUCACGGGGAGCGAGUACUACCCCUAUCUGGGGGGCACGAUCGGGUUUGGCAUACGGCAAGGCCAGAUCCCGGCGCUCAGCGGUUACCUCGACACGGUGGACCCUUGGCAGUACCCCACCAAUCAGCUAGUACACGAGCUGUGGGAGACGCUGUAUGGCUGCUCUGCCGACAGCAGAGACGAUGGCGGUGGGGGUCUGUUUCCCGUCUGCACAGGGCAGGAGACUCUGAACGAGCAGCACUCGGCCUACAUGAACACCUCCAGUCCCCGCAUCUCCUACAACGUGUACAAAGGUGUAUACGCCGUGGCUCACUCUCUGCACAACCUUAUGCUCUGUGAAAAAGGACGGGGCCCGUUUACAAACUCCUCGUGUGCUGACCUGGACAACAUUUAUCCAUGGCAGCUCCAGCACUACCUCCAAGAGGUCUCCUUCACCAUAGCAGGAGAGGUGGUGAACUUUGACGACAAAGGGGACUCGAUUCCAUCCUACGACCUGAUUAACUGGCAGAGAGGCCACGGGGGCAAUAUCGAGUUCAUUAAUGUGGGCCUAUUUGACGGGGCCCAGGAGGCCGGGAAAGAGCUGCUCAUUGAGGACAAUAUGAUCACCUGGGUUGGUCACCGGAGCCAGGUGCUGGUGUCUGUGUGCAGCGACAGCUGUCCCCCAGGAUUCCGGAAGGCUGUCCGUGCUGGGGAGCCUAUUUGCUGCUUUGACUGUGUACCAUGUGACAGCGGCAAAAUUAGCAAUGAGACAGAUUCAAUAGACUGCAUGGCCUGCCCUGAAGACUUCUGGUCCAAUAUUGGAGGAACACACUGCAUACCCAAAGAGAUUGAGUUUCUAUCCCAUGAUGCAAUGGGAAUAACUCUGACAGUGAUCGCCGUUGUUGGGGCCUGUCUGACCAUUUCUGUCCUAGCAGUGUUCCUCUACCACAGAAGCACGCCCGUAGUCAGGGUCAACAACUCUGAGCUGAGCUUCUUCAUCCUGCUGUCCCUCACGCUGUGUUUCCUGUGUGCGCUGAUCUUCAUUGGCGAGCCCACAGCCUGGUCCUGCAUGCUGCGCCACACCGCCUUCAGCAUCACCUUCUCCCUCUGCAUCUCCUGCAUCCUGGGCAAGACCCUGGUGGUGCUGGCCGCCUUCACAGCCACGCGGCCCGGAAACAACAUCAUGAAGUGGCUGGGGCCCAAGCAGCAGAGGGUCAUCAUCUUCUCCUGCACCUUGGUCCAGGUCAUCAUCUGUGCGGCCUGGCUCAUCUCGGCUCCCCCGUACCCCAACAGAAACACACAGUACCAGCGCUCCAAAAUCAUUCUGGAAUGCAGCGUAGGAUCUGACUUGGCCUUCUGGUGUGUUCUGGGAUACAUCGGACUGUUGGCUUGUCUGUGUUUUGUUUUGGCUUUUUUGGCCCGCAAACUGCCUGGGAAUUUUAAUGAGGCAAAGUACAUUACUUUCAGUAUGCUGAUUUUCUGUGCAGUCUGGUUAGCUUUCAUCCCAGCCUAUGUUAGCUCACCAGGAAAGUUCACAGUUGCUGUAGAGAUUUUUGCCAUUUUAGCAUCCAGUUUUGGCCUACUGCUGUGCUUAUUUGCACCCAAAUGUUACAUUAUUUUGAUAAAACCAGAAAAGAAUACAAAGAAUCACUUAAUGGGAAAAGAAAAGUAA